Radiomyces spectabilis is the source of this 714-nucleotide messenger RNA. RefSeq lists its product as uncharacterized. Bases 1 to 714 code for a protein of 237 amino acids. The record is from RefSeq and is a predicted model, not a curated record. The transcript is spliced from 3 exons. NCBI's taxonomy places the organism in Eukaryota, Fungi, Mucoromycota, Mucoromycetes, Mucorales, Radiomycetaceae.
AUGCUUGUGUAUAAAAUUGCUCAGGCCCAUACUUUCUAUGAUGGGUUAGCCGUCGACGUUUCAGAAGCUGUUACACAAGGUUCGGUCAUCGCCAUUCUGGUAAUUGCAUUGAUCCUGGCCAUACCGAGUCGCGGAGUAAUAUUUGGCCUGGGACGAAAACCAUCGUCGGAGCUAUUUGCGGAAAUGAUGCAAUUCGCAAAGAAGUAUCAUGGAUACCUUGUCAGCUUUGGAACCGUCACCAAUUUCCACUAUCAUCCAGCGAGCCAUCGUAAUAAGUCAUGGAUCUUGUUCCUUGAACUGUGGGUCUUUAUUCACGGUUCUGUUACCGCCUUGAUUCAACCCGGUAGUACCUGGCAAAUCUUCUCGUUUGGAUUCCUGGCUGUCUUUUUGCUCAACCAGGUGUAUUGGACCCGUCUCGCUAAGCACCCUUUCAUCCUUGCAACCUUGUACGCUUUGUAUGGCAUCUGGGUGGCCUGGGUUUUCCGAGAGGAUAAGAAGUAUUUCCGCAUUAUUUUCAUUCCCGCUGCAGAGUAUCUGUGUCUUGGGUUUACAGUCGCGGUCGGCAUGCUUACAGCCAAGGUGUUGCGGUUCAUCAAAUCCUAUCAUCUCAAGGUCAUCGUUACAACAGUCAUGUAUGUGCUUACGGGCAUCGCUAUUAGUGUUAGCUUGGCUCUUAUAUUGGGCGGCAAUAUCCGCGUUUAUAAUGACUACUAA